This is a messenger RNA of Cyphellophora attinorum, 1866 nucleotides long. RefSeq lists its product as uncharacterized. The transcript has a single exon. The coding region runs from base 1 to 1866 and encodes 621 amino acids. Lineage: Eukaryota; Fungi; Ascomycota; Eurotiomycetes; Chaetothyriales; Cyphellophoraceae. The record is from RefSeq and is a predicted model, not a curated record. Gene Ontology annotation, molecular function: protein binding.
AUGCCGACAGACACCAAUUAUGACGCUGGGCAGCCAGUGGCUGGGCUUGGGAAGACGGAGUCGGAGAUCAGUGUUGUGCGUCAACGUUCGAAUCAGAGUUCCGAGCAACGUCCUUUCAUCCCGGAACCCGUCACUUUCGACUACAUAGGUGUUGGGCAGAUCCGCAACGAGAUUUCCGGUCAAGAAAGCAGACGUCAAUCUGGCUUCAAGUCGCAGUCAAAAUCGCGACAUCCAAUUCCUUUCGCCGAAGUAAAGGGGGACUCAUCCUUUGCUGUAAGCGACUCUCUUCUAUUCAACGUCCUGCCUCUGGAAAUUCUGACAAUGGUCAUUGAUUUUCUGCCGAUCGAGGUUCUAGAGGUGCUGGCGAGUGUCAGUCGUGACUGUUAUAUACUUGCUCGCACCAGACUGUUCGAGAAGCUGGACCUCGGCUCCCAUCCCGCAGGUUUGGAUAUAUUGGGCUACCUACACAAGCAGACCUUCGAAUCGAGAAGCAGAAUGAACACACUCUACUUGGGGAAUUGUGUUCGGCGCCUUACAGUGUCCACGUUAUCGAGAAGAUGGUCUCUCCACACCGUCAUAAAUGUUUACCUCCCGAAAGUCCUCAAUGUCAUACAGUAUGGGCUCCCGAACCUGGACUCCCUGAAAUGGUCGCAGCCAGUGACAUUGACAGCUUCUGCGUGGCAAAUUCUUCUGGAAAGUCCAAUUCGGCGGCUGAAGCUGUACAACAUUCUCAUUAACGCCAGCACCUUCGACCAACUGCGAGGCCUUCCGCCGGCAGCCGGACGAUCUUUGGAGGAAUUGCACAUAGGGUGGGAUGUCGAGCCGAAACGUGGGGUCCUUUUCUGCUACAACUGUGCGAUCGAGCUCCUAAUCCGCUGUGCACCCAAGCUCACGACGCUUGUCUGGCACGGAUCAAGUUACAGCCCGGCAAGGUAUGGUGGGGAACUGAGAAAGGCUGGUCCACUUACACCAAUGUUCAACCUUCGUUCACUGGCGCUGAACGGUGUCUAUAUCCAGACGCCGGAAGACAUCGCUGCACUCAUGGGUCCGACAAAAACCUCAAAGCUGGCGCACUUGUCCUUGAACCAAGUUAACGAGGCUGUCAUUCGUCGUCUGAGACUCCUGGGGAGGCUGCCGAUGCUCCAGAGCUUUGUGUGGGGCCAGGACUCCUAUACAGCGCCGUUGUGCGUCGAUUUCCUCUCUCAGAACCCUCAGAUUGAGUUUCUGUCUCUGAAGUACUGCCCUAAGAGCCUGAUUGACGAUGUAGUGUUGCCUCUACUAGCUACGGACUUCCGUCGCCUUAGAUCACUGGAGCUGAGAUACGACAGAUACGACAAUUCCAGCUCAACGCUUUCCGAUGCAGCCCUUACACGCAUAUCUCAACUUAUCAGCCUGACUCAAUUGCACGUUGAGAUAGGCCCCCCCACCCCAACCUAUGGCCUUGCGACGUGGAUGCUUGAUCACGACAAAAUCCGUGCGUGUGUGGAGCAGCUCCCGAAGCUGAAGACGCUGGCUCUGAGCGGCGACACAUACGAUCCACAUAACACCGGUCUACGGUUCGUUCAAGAGAACUACUACUAUCGUUCCUUCACUCAUGGAACGAAUGGUUGGGAGUCACACGACCGAAGUCCUUCCUUCGAAAGCACACAUCUCGAGCGCAUGCUAAAGCAAGGGAACGAAUACGUGUCAAUACGCAACCAGAGUGGCCCGAAGCUAGACUUCGUAUACUGUGGACAGAUUCCCAUGCGUGUGGAGACUGGUUCUGCUGGAUGUUCCGCCGUACCCGCGACAAACGGACGAGAUUCAUUGACUCAAUUCUUGCGCAAAACUUUUCGCACAGGAAAUGCGUUGAAUCCCUCCGAGUGA